CACUGGAGUGGAGACGCACAACGAUUAGUCGAUUUUUAACAAUGUGUUCAACGAGCCUAAAACGGAGAGUGUUUUAAGUUUGUUCUGUAAUAGAGGAAGCGCAUACCUUGUUCAAAAAACUGUCGAAGUAGCUUCCAUUUGUUCAGCGUUUUUGUGUGCAGCCUGCCAAUAAAACCACAGAGCUCACUCCGCGAGCGGUUUGUGCUUUUGGACGUUUUACUUGUACUACUCUCACCAUGGAGUACACCUCUUCCCCGAAGCCACAGCUCUCCUCCAGGGCAAACGCGUUCUCGAUAGCCGCUAUCAUGUCAAGUGGAAAAACGAAGGACAAGGAAACGGAUGAAAACACCAUCAAGCCACUUGAACAAUUCGUGGAGAAGUCCUCCUGUAACCAAGGUUUGGGAGAGCUGUCUUCUCUAGAUGGGCACGGAGAUUUCAGCGGGAGCGCGCCUCCAGUGUGCACAGAGCCGCUGAUCCCCACCACCCCCAGUGUUCCCAGCGAGGAGAUGGCCAAAAUUUCCUGCAGUUUAGAGACCAAGGAACUCUGGGACAAAUUCCAUGAUCUCGGCACUGAGAUGAUCAUCACAAAAUCCGGAAGAAGAAUGUUCCCCACCAUCCGUGUGUCCUUCUCGGGGGUGGACCCGGACGCCAAAUACAUCGUGCUGAUGGACAUUGUUCCGGUCGACAACAAACGCUACCGCUACGCCUACCACAGGUCGUCCUGGCUCGUGGCGGGCAAGGCGGACCCUCCUCUGCCUGCACGGUUAUACGUGCACCCUGACUCUCCUUUCACUGGGGAACAGCUGCUCAAACAAAUGGUGUCUUUCGAGAAAGUAAAGCUCACCAACAACGAACUGGACCAACAUGGACACAUCAUACUAAACUCCAUGCAUAAGUACCAGCCCCGGGUCCACAUCAUCAAGAAGAAGGACCACACCGCCUCCCUUCUCAACCUCAAGUCAGAGGAGUUCCGCACCUUCGUUUUCACUGAGACUGUCUUUACCGCGGUCACAGCCUACCAGAACCAGCUGAUAACCAAGCUGAAGAUCGACAGCAACCCGUUUGCGAAAGGCUUCCGAGACUCCUCCCGACUGACGGACAUGGAGAGGUACAGGGAAUUUUAUGUCCUUGCCUGUUUGGAAAGUGUUGAGAGUUUGAUCCACAAGCACUCGUACGCACGGUCACCAAUACGCACCUACGCAGGUGAGGAGGAGACACUGGGGGAUGACGGCCAUGCCGCACACAGGGGUUCUGCGUUCACCGCCUCUGACAACCUCUCCUUGAGCUCCUGGGUCACCGCCACCUCUGGUUUCUCAGGCUUCCAGCACCCCCAGUCCCUCUCUGCCAUGGGCUCCAGCAGCACCUCCAUGGCCAACCCCUUGCCCCACCCCAUGCAGGGCUCCCUGCCCCCCUACAGCCGGCUGGGCAUGCCCCUGACGCACUCAGCCCUGGCGGGCACCAUGCAGGGCAGCGGGCCCUCCUUCCCCUCCUUCCACAUGCCCCGCUACCACCACUACUUCCAGCAGGGCCCCUACGCUGCCAUUCAGGGACUGCGCCACUCCUCCACCGUCAUGACCCCCUUUGUAUGACUCCCUCUGGGGUGACUGCCUGGCCGAGUAGCCCCUCAUCAGCUACAACUACGUUUAUAGACACACCUGCACACACAAGUAGAUAAACUCACCGAUCUGUCCCCUUCAGCAUCAUCGCCCAUCGUCACCACCAUGUCCUUGUAAAUAAUUAGCCCCUUUGCCGAGGCGACUGACUGGACGACCUGGAGAGGCUGCCUGGCUGCUGUCCUGCAUGCUGACAGCUGAACCGGAGAGGAAACAGACUCCUACGGGACCUGAUGGAACAGACACAGAGACCCACAGACUGAUAUGAACACUAGAUAUGAACACUAUUGACCUGCAUAUGAACAUUUACGACCCAGAUAUGAAAACUGAUGAUCCAGGUAUAAAAAAAUAAAUCAACAACAGAGAUGCUGAGGAAUGAUGACCAUGCAUAGUGAUGCGUUGUGGGAAAUAGGUCAUGGUCUGCUUGUGAUGACUGUCGUUUGCCCCUGCCCUCCAACUGUUGGUCACAAUGUUCAUUUUGCACCCACUCUCCAGAUAAGCAUGGACAGGAGAACCAGUGAACUGUCUGGCUUACGGACAUUAAAACCAGAGGGUGUGGUAAUUGUUCGUUCUCUCACAGCUUCUGAGGAAAAUGAAGAAUACGGGACUCCAAAAGUUACGGGCGUGCACAAAUUCCAAUCCUGGGCACCGCUUGUGGCCACAGAGGAGAACUGUCUUCACUCCAGCUGCUGGGGCAUGGAGGAAUGGGAGCCAUUUUUGACUGAGUCAGGCAGGUUGGCUGUUGCCAUGGUAGUCAGAUUUGUGCACAUAGAUGCCCUAGAGACAGAGAGAAGCCAAUUGUUUCUUUCCCAUCUAUAAAGCCAGCCAUGUGUACAGUGAAGACGUUAUAGUGGAAGAUGAUCAUGUUUGAUAGCAGUACAUAAAUAUAUCCACACUACACAAACACACACACAGGACAGAAACUAUAAGACGAAUGUCACAUGACUGUGUCAUAUCAUAGGACGCAUGCUGCUGCAACAGAUAACACAGAAAACAUUUUUUUUUUAAUCCUGACCCUGACAGGGUCUCAAACUACUUUGUCAGUUUCCUUUGUCAUCCAAAAAGCUUAUAUUCACCUCAUACCAUUUUAUGUACUGCAUCCAAUUAGAUUUGUGAGGUCAAUGAAAAGAGAUGUUAGUUCAUGUCUCAAGUGUGAAUGGGCCCUAGAAGACCUCUGGAGGACCUCUCUGUCAAAGUCCCAGAGCGUUAAAAUCACACUACGUCGUCACGGAUCCCCAACACCAGUGGAUUGUCUUCUCUAACCAAUCAGUGGCAAAUCAGUCAUGUAUCAAUGAAGUACCAAGAGGGAGAGAAAACCUGCAGACUCUGCAGCCCUGAAAGGCUAAGAUGGACUUUCUCUUGCUAUAUUGGCCAGAAGCCUGAUUCAGUACCUAACCAAUACCUAACCUCUGGCGCCACACUAUCGCCUGAUUACUGUAUCCUGAUCUAUGUCUGCCUCAGGCUGUGUCGACACUACAGCACUCUGGGAGAAAGUCCACACCUGUAAAUAAUGACU
Oncorhynchus masou masou (cherry salmon) is the source of this 3129-nucleotide messenger RNA. RefSeq names its product T-box transcription factor TBX20-like. Gene Ontology annotation, biological process: regulation of transcription by RNA polymerase II; vasculogenesis; cell fate specification. The record is from RefSeq and is a predicted model, not a curated record. Gene Ontology annotation, cellular component: nucleus. The coding region runs from base 237 to 1589 and encodes 450 amino acids. NCBI's taxonomy places the organism in Eukaryota, Metazoa, Chordata, Actinopteri, Salmoniformes, Salmonidae. The transcript is spliced from 8 exons. Gene Ontology annotation, molecular function: RNA polymerase II cis-regulatory region sequence-specific DNA binding; DNA-binding transcription factor activity, RNA polymerase II-specific.